Schistosoma haematobium is the source of this 441-nucleotide messenger RNA. RefSeq lists its product as uncharacterized. The record is from RefSeq and is a predicted model, not a curated record. The coding region runs from base 1 to 441 and encodes 146 amino acids. Lineage: Eukaryota; Metazoa; Platyhelminthes; Trematoda; Strigeidida; Schistosomatidae. The transcript is spliced from 6 exons.
AUGGCCCUAUCUGGAUUUAGUGAUUUUGAUGAACUGUCAUCUUGUGAGACACUUUUGUAUCACAAUGGCCUAUCAGCGAUCAGUUUUACCCAUGUUUUUGAUAGGAAGAAAAUUGAUUCUUGCUUUCAGUCACUACAUACUUCAGACGUUCCAAGCAGCAAAACAUGCUCACCAGUUAUUAUAGACGGCGAAAAAAGUGUUUCGUCAAAUUCUAGACUUGUCCUCCCACCCAGCAAGCCAAGUUUUCAUCUUAAUCAUGAGGACCGACCAAUGUUAGCGGAAUCUUUUUUAUCACCUGAUGCUCAUCCUGUGGCUGUUCGUAAACUCCGAGGUCGACGAAGACGUGGGAAGCAAAAUUUGUUGAAUUGUUCAUCCAUUUCACCACUUCGGUUAGAUCAAUCAGGAUUACUUCAAACGUCAAGUAUUGAAAUAAUUGAAUAG